UGACACCAUAAACACAACACACAGGGUGGCAAGUCUCCCUCUGGUCCCCAGCUGACACCAUAAACACAACACACAGGGUGGCAAGUCUCCCUCUGGUCCCCAGCUGACACCAUAAACACAACACAGGGUGGUAAGUCUCCCUCUGGUCCCCAGCUGACACCAUAAACACAACACACAGGGUGGCAAGUCUCCCUCUGGUCCCCAGCUGACACCAUAAACACAACACAGGGUGGUAAGUCUCCCUCUGGUCCCCAGCUGACACCAUAAACACAACACACAAGGUGUAACUUGGCUUUAUGUUGAAUGAGCCUAUUAAAAGAAACCAACUAGGGCUACUGUGCUGGAAUCUAGGAAGUCUUGAGCCAUGGCAGUGGUUACAAUCAAGAUGAUUAAACUUUUUGUGGCUUACUUGGAAUCUGGAAUCCGCUUCACAGUUGAUGCUGGAGUUGCUCUUCUGAAGCAGUGGUUGAAACUGGAUACACCCAUAAAGUGUCACUGCCAAAACAGAGUGAGGGGGAAAGUGGUGAUCGUGACAGGAUCUAACAGUGGUAUUGGCAACUCCACAGCACUUGAUCUAGCCAGGAAAGGUGCAACUGUGUACCUGGCAUGCCGUAGCUGUAAGGCUGGAGAAGCUGCUGCAAGAACUCUCUCUAAAGCAACUGGAAAUCUACAUGUUCAUUUCUUGCAUCUUGAUCUAACAGAUUUCUCCUCAAUACAGUUAUUUGCUCAGGAAUUCAUGAAAUGUGAACAAAGGCUGGAUGUGCUUGUUAACAAUGCUGCCAUCUUUCAUCAUCCUCCAAUCUUGACAUGUGAUGAACUUGACAUUACUUACCAGACCAACUACCUUGGUGUUUUCCUUCUCACCACCUUACUUCUCGAUGUCAUACAGCGUUCAACAACGCCCAAGAUCAUAUUUGUCUCAUCAGAGUCUCAUAAGCUUGUAUCCUUGGAGGAUUUAAGCCUCUUCAGUCCAAGACAGUCAAGAGAAUUGAAGACAUUUGCGGACCAUGUGAAGAUCUAUGGUCUCUCUAAACUGGCCCUUCACCUCUUUGCUCAGUAUCUUACACUAACUCAACCAGGAGUGCAGGUUACACUAGUAGACCCAGGAAAUGUUUGGACCAAAAUUUAUCGUCACUCUUGGCAGUUGUGGAGUGAAAUCUUCACCCGUUUAAAGUGCUACAUUUACAUGAGAAGUCCAGAGGAGGGAGCAGAGUCAACCAUACAUGCUCUUAAUGCUCCACACAUUGCAAGUGGGCAGUACAUUGACAGCAACUUGAACAUAGAGAUUAAGGAGAACUAUGAUUGUGAAGUAGUCAAUCAGUUCAUAGCCAAGUGUGCAGCACUGGUCGACCUGCCUCGCAUCUCUCCGUCAUUCCACCUGCAGCAGCUGACACCAUCUGACUGUUAAC
Molecule: messenger RNA, 1409 nt
Organism: Procambarus clarkii (red swamp crayfish)
Lineage: Eukaryota; Metazoa; Arthropoda; Malacostraca; Decapoda; Cambaridae
Source: RefSeq, a predicted model, not a curated record